AUGGUCACCGUGAGGCGACCUCCACGCGAAUACGCGGAGCACGGAGCUGAGGGGUCUGCAGCCCCAACACCCCCCACAAACCGGAAGGACUCACUGCGCCGAGCCACCUCCCCCGGAAACGGCGCUUCCCGGUCACGUGCACGCGGGGCGGGGCCGCGCCGCGGCUUCUCCAGCUGGGACAUCGCGCUGCUGGUGCUGUGGGGGCCCAUCGGCUUCUUGCCCUGCUUCGCAUUCAUGUGGCUCCUGGACAAGAGAGGUCUGCGAGUAACUGUGCUUCUGACAUCUUUCCUUAUGGUUUUGGGUACUGGUCUAAGAUGCAUACCUGUGUCAGACUUAAUGCUUAGAAGAAGGUUAAUCCAUGGAGGACAGAUGCUAAAUGGAUUGGCAGGUCCAACGGUAAUGAACGCAGCACCAUUCCUGUCUACAACAUGGUUUUCUGCAGAUGAACGGGCCACAGCCACUGCGAUCGCAUCUAUGCUGAGUUAUCUUGGUGGAGCAUGUGCAUUUUUGGUCGGACCACUUAUUGUUCCUGCUCCCAAUGGGACAUCACCCCUCCUUGCUGCAGAGAGUGGCAGGGCUCACAUUAAAGAUCGCAUCGAGAUUGUGCUGUAUGCAGAAUUUGGAGUUGUGUGCUUAAUAUUCUCUGCAACUCUAGCUUAUUUCCCACCCCGGCCUCCUCUCCCUCCCAGUGUUGCUGCAGCUAGCCAGCGGCUGAGUUACCGGCGCAGCUUUUGCAGAUUAUUGAGCAACUUGAGAUUUUUGAUGAUUGCUUUAGCAUACGCUAUCCCUCUUGGUGUGUUUGCUGGUUGGUCUGGAGUUCUCGACUUAAUUUUAACACCAGUGCAUGUCAGUCAAGUAGACGCUGGCUGGAUUGGAUUUUGGUCCAUAGUUGGAGGCUGUGUUGUUGGAAUAGCUAUGGCAAGGUUUGCGGAUUUUAUCCGGGGUAUGCUGAAACUGAUCCUCCUCCUCCUCUUCUCUGGGGCUACACUGUCCUCCACGUGGUUCACCCUGACCUGUCUGAACAGCAUCACACACCUGCCUUUGACCACAGUGACAUUAUAUGCCUCCUGUAUUCUCCUGGGAGUGUUCUUGAAUAGCAGUGUACCUAUAUUUUUUGAGCUUUUUGUGGAAACUGUCUACCCGGUUCCAGAAGGAAUUACUUGUGGAGUUGUCACUUUUUUAAGUAAUAUGUUCAUGGGAGUGCUUUUAUUUUUUCUCACAUUUUAUCAUACAGAAUUGUCUUGGUUCAACUGGUGCCUUCCUGGGUCGUGUUUGCUUAGUCUCCUCCUCAUUUUGUGCUUCAGGGAAUCCUACGACAGACUCUAUCUUGAUGUGGUAGUCUCAGUGUAACCACACAGACUUGAAGGAAUUUCAAAGGAGACUGGAAAUCAAUACCACACACUGCACAUUUGCUCGGAGUUGCACAUCUAACAGGAAUAAAAAAAGGAGAAGAAAGAAACUUCAUCCAGAGGUUUUGUUAGGUUACAGGUUAUCACAUUAAUUUAAUUGCUACCAGUAAUAAUGCAGGACUUACUUGUGUGGUAAUAGGGAAUUUAAAAACUCUACAAGUGGCCGACCUGUGCCUGAUUCCAGGGGCCGGAAGUCUGAUGUCUUGCACACGAAGCACUAACUACCAUAGGUGAUCCUCUUUGUGUUCUGUGCCAGUGCUAAACUACUGAGCCGCAGUAACUAGGAAAAGGAAGGGCAUCUGUCACAUGAAGAUAACUCCUCCGGAAGUCACACGACAAUAGGAAGAAAUGCCACUAACUUCUAAGGAAGUUUAAACCCUAUAUUAUAUCAGAUUUUAAUUACAAAAUAGCCAAGUGAUAUAUUGAUGAUAGAAAUUAGCCACGUGUACACUACAUGUUUUUCUAAUAAAGCCAUUUCUUAUAUGAGUCCUUAUUUAUAAUCAGGCCAGAAGCCUCCGGCCUCUUUGACACCGUGAUAAAUGCUUUCCAGAGACUUCAGAACUUAGGUGCUGUGUCUGUAUCCCAACUUGCCCUUGUUUCUAUGAAUACAAUUUCAUCUACAAAGCUACAAAAGAUGAUUGUAGCAAGGGUGACUAAAUGUUUGAUAGUGACACUAACUAUUGUGUGAAGAGUGUAAUUCUGUUAUGACUUAGCACUUUGUUAAAAGAAAUAACCAUGCAGCAUGUGUGUCUUCAACCUACACAUGGUGGCAGGAGCUGUAAAGCACAGCACUGACUGUUACUUACCAGGAUUAGAUUUUUAUUAAAUGACCCUUGUUUGAACAAUUUAAAACACUGAAACUUUCAAAACUUUAUAUGUGAUUUCUGAGUUGUAUCCUUGUCUCAGUUUAGGGUAUAAAAUACCCAAUUCUGUGUGAAUUCAAUGUAUUUGACAAGGCAGCAUUUUGCCAGUACCUGUUUUCUUUCUGUGAAUAAUAGAGAUUUUAAAAACUAAGAGUUACUCUUCAACGGCUCUCAGAUAUGUUCCACCAUGACAGGAAGGGCGCGGCAGUGUGUGUGUAAUAUUCCCCAAAAAGAUCAAGAGUAACAUUUUACCUAGAUUAUUCUCUGCUUCCAGCCCCUCUCAUUUUUUCCCUCACUUGAAAUUUUAACUCGUUGUCAGCUAGGUAUGCAUUUUCUUUGCCUUGUCCUGGUUCCCUGGCCCAAGUGGGAAAAUGCUCAUGGCCUGACCUCUCCCAACACCUCCCUGGUUCUUUAGCAAGCUCAUGGCUAUGCAGUUAAAUCGCCUCAGACCUAAAAGGCUCCAGGACUCCUUGGCAUUUUCUAAGUCCUUUCUUUCCAACUGUGAAACUUGGAAUGUAUGAAAACCCACAAAUGUAACAGCCAGCUUCAGUCACCUUUGAACCGUCUCCCCUUCUAACCACCUUGCUCAUUUGGCGGCAAAAAUGGAACUUAAAAACUUGCUGAAGAGAAGAGGUCUGUGAAAGCGAGGCUCAGUACCAUUCACUCAUUCUCCCUACAUAAGUAAAAGGAAAUAAAAAGAAGACAGAAUUCUUGAAAAUGAUUGAAAGCGAGCCACAGAGGAUAUCAGCAGGCUAUGAGCUGGAUGCUAAAUAACCACCACCUUUUCCGGUUUAGAGAGGAGACAGGAGAGAAGUGUGGAGUGUUUGGCCUUAGCCUGUUGUGUUUGAGGACGUUGCUGUAUAAAAUCCUACUACAAAAACUUCUGGUGUAGGAAAUUUUAAUUAAUUCUACUUUUGACACAAAAUAGAAUAACAUGUAAAAAAUAUUCCCUAAAUGAUCAAUUUAGUUUAAAGACAUCUGAAGUGGGAGUGAUUAGCAAUUCUUGUGUUGUGCCUGGCAGCAACUCUUGUUCAGCUGACGUGAGCAGAGAGGAAGCACCUGUCUCCUGUGUGUUGGCCUUCCCCUCUGGAACAUAUGUUCUAAUCACAGACUGAAAAUGGUUUAAGGGCUCAAAAUUUUAUCUGCCAAAACUGAUAGGAAGGUUGUGGGGUGGGGCUAUAUUUUAUUUAUAUGAAUAUCAAAAGUCAUGUUCGCUUUGUGUAUUUAUUUCUAGCCUGCAUCAAAAUAGACAGGCUGUUAUCUUUGUACUUUCUAAACAGAAUCCAAAUGACCUUUUGUAACUGGAAGAAAUCUUAACCCUCUUCCAAUCUAAGCCCUCAUUUUCGAAUUCCACAGAACCUGUCCUUAGAGAGGUAAAGUACCUAGUAGCCGAAGUUCUAGUUGUUGCCUUCCCUUGGUGUCCUUGGAUUGGUUCCAAGCAAAUACCAAAGUCCUUGGGUGCUCAAGUCCUUGCUAUAAAAUGGGUUAGUACUCAUCACUGAUGUCAUCCCCUAAUAUACCUUCCAGGGUUACCCAAUACUCAGCCCUUGGGCCUCGUGCAACCCUGAGCAGCUAGGUACUCGGCCCCCCAAAAUCAUAAACUGGGAACAUUAUUAUGUGAUGUUUAGUGAUGUGAUGGGUGCUGAUGUGCCAGGCCAGGCCAUGUAGGGAGGGUGCAAUCCAGUGCUCACUUUACUUCCUGCAUUCAUCACACAGCCGAAUGGAAACCAGUGUGUGUCAGAUGUUACAUGCACUUGUGUGACCUGGUGAGUAGAAUUCGGUGACAACUGGUAGUAGUAGUUCAGCCUACCUACAUGCACAUAUGCCUGUGAAGAAAAGUGUUAUUGUUUUUUUAUGGCUUUUUGAGGCGUUUGGUGGUUCUUUGCAGUAUUGGGGGUUAAACCCAGGGCUUUCACUCUGAUCUACAUCUUCAGCCUGAUUUGAUUAUUGUUUUGAAAUAGGUUCUCACUAAGUCACUGAGCUGCCCAGGCUGGGCUUGAACUUUUGUUCCCUUGCCUCAGCCUCCCGGAGUGCUGGUAUUACGGGUGUGUGCUACCAUGUCCUACAAGACAUGUGUUUAUUGUUAUUUAGACAGGCAAUUCAUUUUCAAUUAGUGUAGUCAAGUUAGAUUCUCAUGCUUUAAAUCAUCUCUAGAUAGCUUAUACCUAGUGGAGUCCUUUGGUUACAGCAUACCUGCUAUGUUAUUUGUUUAAGAGAUAAUAAGAAAAAUCUGUACAUCUUCCAUGUGGAUGUAUUUCUUCCCAAGUAUUUCUGAUCAGUGGAUUGAACCAAUGGAUGUAGAACCUGUGGACAUGGAGGGCCCACUACAGAGGCAAAAGUAGAACUAAGAUCUGUACUUUCUGACUCCUAGUUUAUAUCCCUUACCUUACAGAGUUACAGCUUACUGAAGACCAUUUGGAGUGUUUGUGAACAUUCUCCUGUGUCCAGAAAUGAUGGGGUUAUGAGCAAACUGCCAAUACUGAGUAUGCAGUGUUCAGGGAGCAAACUGAGAUGGUUGUUUGGUUUACAAGUAAAUUUUCUAAGUAAAUCAUUAUCCUAUCGGGGCCCUAACGUCUCAUAAGUCUUAGCUUUCAGUGGCAUUAUGUGAAAAGAUUCUGAUGAAUAAUUCAGUUCUCAUAAACCCAGCCAACAGCAUUAUUAAUUGGUAAGGACGUGUUAUAUAGUGUUAGUUCCCUGUUGCUUAUCAAUUCAUAUUUCACACUUUAUGGGAAGAAGCAUUUUUUAAUAUGAUCAUGGUGGAAGUAUAGGAACAAGAUAAUUACACAAAUGCAUUUCAGUGGAAGAUGGAGCUAAUAAAACAAGAGGGACUCGAGUAUGCAUUUAAUUUUAUAUAUUUAAACAUGUAUGGCCAAAGGGCCAGGUUUUAUCAUGGUUCAUAUAUUCAUAUUUAAUUAUUGAGAAUGUUUAUAGCCUGUUUUUAUGAAGUCCUCCUAAUGAGGGAUCCAAGCUAAGGGAUUUUAAGUUGAAGAGAUUUAAUCCCCAUCUACUUAUUUUUUAAUUAAUUUUUUUUACUCUUAUUUUUGCUACAGUCCAAAGAUUCAUCUUGCAGUCUUCCUGAGUACCUUGCUUCAUUUUAAAUUCAAGAUAAAAUAAAAAUGCAUAGAAAAUUUGCUUUCUAUUAAUGUUAAAAGUCACAUUAAUUUCACAUUUAUCCCUGAAGCAGUACCUAUAGGUCUUGCUACGAUCACACCACACUACUGGGCAAGCGCAAAAGCGGUGAUGUGUGGCUUUGUGCAUUGCUCAGUGGGUAGAGUGCUUUCAUGCACAAGGCCCUGAGUUCACGCCCCAGUACCACAAAGAGCAAAUAUAUAAAAGCUGUAAUAUGAAAAUAUUAAGAAACACAUGUAGAAAACUAUGAGAGCAUUUGAUCAGACCUAUUUUUUGUUGUUUUGUUUUUUCCAGUACCAGGGAUUGAACUCAGGACCUUGUACUUGCCAGGCCAGCAUGGCUCCACAGAGCUAAAUCCCAGCCCCAAUCAGGUCUCCCUUAUAAAUAUGGGGGAGAUGGGGAGGG
Molecule: messenger RNA, 5806 nt
Organism: Fukomys damarensis (Damara mole-rat)
Lineage: Eukaryota; Metazoa; Chordata; Mammalia; Rodentia; Bathyergidae
Gene: Slc49a4
Product: solute carrier family 49 member 4
Exons: 10
Coding region: 1-1350 (449 amino acids)
Cellular component (GO): membrane; intracellular membrane-bounded organelle
Source: RefSeq, a predicted model, not a curated record